Cutaneotrichosporon cavernicola is the source of this 816-nucleotide messenger RNA. RefSeq lists its product as uncharacterized. NCBI's taxonomy places the organism in Eukaryota, Fungi, Basidiomycota, Tremellomycetes, Trichosporonales, Trichosporonaceae. The coding region runs from base 1 to 816 and encodes 271 amino acids. The record is from RefSeq and is a predicted model, not a curated record. The transcript has 2 exons.
AUGGUCACGGUUAUGGUCACGGCCAGGCCUCGCCCCCGUCGUCACCCUACAUGUGCGGUCCUCGCCUUCUUACAUGCUGACAUCAGGCACAGUGACGACAACGACUACGAGCCUAGCGCCGUCCACAAGAUGCGCUCGAAGCGCGACUCUGCCAAGUACAUGCGCGAGAAAGAGUACAUCCACGACCGUACUCUUCUUGAGGUCGUCGACACUCAGCGUUGUGUCCGCUGUGAGCGUAACGGCUGGCGCUGCUUUAUCGAAGUCGAUCUCGAGAGUCCGCGCCGCGUCUGUCGGCCCUGCGGUAAGAACAAGUGUUCGUUCGGGAACUCGGCUACGCGUCCGGCAACCAAGACCCCCCGCUGGACAGACGAGAACAAGCCCAAGGCCCACCGGUUUGAGCCUUACUCCCACUCCCAUGUCCAGCCUCGCGCUCGCGUCACCGAAACUCUUCCCGGUGUGGCCGCGCUCACUUCAUGGGCGCGCCCUCUCACACCUCCGGUCCGCCCUCUCACCCCUCCGACCGAAGCCUCUCCUUCGCGCGAGGGUAGCCUCGAACUCCUGGCUGAGGCGGCCCACCACGCCAACCGCGAGCUCACUCCCUUCCCCACCCAACCUACCAACUCCUCUUAUGGUCUCUCGACCUCUUCGGACCCCUACAGAGAGCCCGCCUUCCCAUUCACUGAGCGGGACCUCCGCGACGAGGGCCACUACUUGGACCUCACAAUGCAGUACGCGCGGUAUGUCCCCGUUGCCAACCGUUUCGACACAGUCGCCAACCUGUUCCAGUGGGUGUCCACGUUGCGGUCGCACUACUAG